UCCUGAAUUUUUUUUCCGUGUGUUAGGGACCAGUCUUUCCUUCUGGCCACAUUUCUCUCUGCAGUAACACACCCUCAAAGAUAUGAGACUGGAACGAGGGAUUUAAAACCAGGAGGCUGUCCCGCACUCCAGAUCAAUCAGAAGCCCAGCAUUAGGCCCUGUCCCUCCCUCCCUCGCCCCCUGAGCAGUCAGUCAUGGAGAACUCAUCUGUAGCCUCUGCCUCCUCUGAGGCUGGCAGCACGCGCUCACAGGAGAUUGAGGAGCUGGAGCGUUUCAUCGACAGCUAUGUCCUCGAGUACCAGGUCCAAGGGCUCCUGACCGACAAGACAGAGGCAGAGGCAGACGGAGAGGGUGACAAGAUCCAAUGCAGCGUCUCACAGUGGAAUAAAGACAGCAGUGACAGAAUAGAUGGAAGCUGGUCUUCUUCCAAAGGGAAGGGUUCCUCCAAACCAAAUAAUCAGGUCGAGUGGGAGCACAGUAGCAAUGACAGUACCGGUUCAAGACCCAGCUCUGGUUCAAGGCCUGGGUCUGGAUCUAGGUCUGGUAGCAGGGGACGAAGCAACCAGUUCAGGACCACAGGGAAGAAUGGAAACAGAGAUGACUCUUUUGACAUCCUUGGAACUGACAUUUGGGCUGCCAAUACAUUUGAGUCUCAUGGUGGCGCAACAUGGGAUCUUCAGCCUGAGAAACUGGAUUUUACUCAGUUCCACAGGAAACCCAUCCGGGGAACACCAAAGCACCUCCCUCACAUUGACAGAGAAGGGAUGGUUAAAGGAAAGUUCGAGGAUGAUGAUGGCAUUAAUUUAAAUGACAUGGAGAAGUUCCUGCCAGUCUUGCCGAUCGCACAUACAGUAGAUGGUGAUUUGAUCAACAGUGACUCCAAGGAAUACAUCGCUAAAGAUCAGAUACAGAGUGAGCAUGGAUGGAGUCAGUCUCAGAAAUUUCAAACCGGGGUCUACCAGCCUCUACCUAAUGAAGCUGAAAUUGCACAAACCAAAAAACUAUUCAGAAGGCGAAGGAACGAUCGGCGGCGACAACAGAGACUUCCAGGUGGAAACAAAGCCCAGCACCCUCAACAGCAGCAGCACCAACCACCACAACAGCCACUACAGCAACAACAGCUGCAGCACCAAGAGUAUUCACAGAGCAACACUAAACACAACCGGGAGCAUCCCCGGUCAUACCAGGGACAGUCGUCACACCCUUCAGGGAGACAGGGCUCCUCGCACCAUGGCUAUAGCCAGAAUCGCCGUUGGCACCACAACCAGAAGCACCAGCCAGCGCCCGGUGGUGGUAGUGAAAAGGACACCCCCAACAGAAACACCAAAGACACUGACAAUGUGAGGACAGAGGAGCCCCCCUUGGCUGGCCUGUGGACUAAGCCAGAAGCAGAGUUGGACAACAGCCAACCAGAGGGGCCUGCCCCGGCAAACUCAGAGGUGAAACGCAAGAACAGCCUCACAGACGGACACAAAGUCAACUUGCUUCAGUCUUCCAAAGAGAGGCUGAGAAGGAGGCUAAAACAAAAGGAUGAAGUCUUGGUGGAGACCACCAACCCUCAGAAGAACCGCAUGGACAAGCUGAUCGAGAUCCUGAACAGCAUGCGGAACAACAGCAGUGGCGUGGACUCCAAGCUCACUACAUUUAUGGAGGAGGCCCAGAACUCAACUAACUCGGAGGAAAUGCUGUCCGAGAUCGUCAAGACCAUCUACCAAAAGGCUGCCACAGACCGCAGCUUUGCUUCUACUGCCGCCAAACUCUGCGACAAGAUGGCCCUAUUCAUGGUUGAGGGGACCAAGUUCAGGAGUCUGCUGCUCAACAUGCUGCAGAGGGACUUCACACAGCGGGAGGGGCUGCAGCAGUCGGACGUGGAGCGCUGGCUCGGCUUCAUUACCUUCCUCUGCGAGGUGUUCGGCACCAUGAGGAGCAGCGCUGGGGAGCCCUUCAGAGUCCUUGUGUGUCCCAUCUAUACCUGUCUCAGGGAGUUGUUAGACUCGCAGGAGGUCAAAGAAGAUGCUGUCCUGUGCUGUUCAAUGGAGCUGCAAAGCACCGGAAAACUGCUGGAGGAGCAGCUGCCUGAGAUGAUGAUGGAGCUCCUAGCGGCGGCGCGCGACAAGAUGCUCUGCCCGUCGGAGUCGCAGCUGACACGCUCCCUACUGAUGGAGGUCAUCGAGCUGCACGCCCAUCAAUGGAACCCACUGGAGGCCCUCACCACCCAGUACUACAACCAGACCAUCCAGAAACUCACCACCUGAACAGAGGGCAGGGAGGGAAGCCAGGGAGGGCCGGAGGGGGGGUAGGAGGUGGGUGAAACGGAAAAGACUGGCCGUGCAGACAAGGACGUUGUGAUCCACCAUAUAAUAUUAAUAAACAACCAUAACAUAACGAAAAAAGAUAACUGCGGAGAGACAUCCCAGCAUGUCAUCUGGAAUCAUUCAGCAGAAGAGAUUGUGGGCUGGAGGUGGGGGAGGUGGGGGUUGUCCCUUCUUUUUUGUGUUUCAAUUCGUGUGCCAACCUUCCUCCCUCACAACCCCCCCCCCAGGGUUUUGUAUCAUAGUGGCUACAUUCACAGACUUCAAGCCAAGAUGCUUUCUAAAAGGAUGGGGGCUGAGAAUAGGCUAAAGAGAGGGCUAAAGCCAGGCUUGGUAUUGUUCCCAUGCCAUUGUGUGCAGACCACAGUGGCCGACGGGCAGGAGACAACAAGCAGCAGAUGUCUCGGGGAAGGACAAUGGAAGGCACGUUCCAAGCCAGACCUUUGAAUUGAAUAUUGAAAAAAUGAGAGAGAGACACAUAAUGAGACAUAAACAAUCCACUUUUAACAAGCAGUGCUUGUUCAUUCAGUUGUUCUUGUUUAUUAUUCUUUGAAAUUCUUUUUGUUUUAAAAAUGAUUUGAAAUUCUAGUAUAGACCUAUUGCACAGGUUUAAUUUAUUUUGCACUGUUUUAAGUCAAACGCUUAAAAAAAUAAAGACCAGUCGAAUGGAAUAGUGUUUAGAGCGUACAAGCAAUUUAAGUAAAGUUUUAUUGUAGGAAAAGAGGACAUUUGACAACAAGGGGUUUGUGGGAAGUUUUUAACCAUUUGGGAGCUCAGAAGCAGUGUAAACCACAUCAGUUUAGAGUUUAGCAUCAUUGUUUUGAACCUACUGUAUUGGAGUGACUUUAAAACUUACUGAUGGUAAGUGCUGCAGAUAACUGGAGAAAAUGUAUUUUCUCCCUGCAACUGGCAACCCUCAAAAAAAUAACGAAAGAAACUAAUGUUUGUCUGCUCGUUGCGAAGCUGCUCAAAUAGUGGUGUGUAAUUUUAACCAUUUUGCAAAGGACGUCUAUGAAAUUCUUUACAUAUGUUGUCCUUUUUUUUUUUUUUUUUUUUUUUUUUUUUUUAAAUGUGGGUUUUGCAGCUCCUAAGAAUAUGUUACCAUUAUAGUAUUUUCACUUACUGGCUUACUGCUGAGAUGUAGACAGGCCAAGCUAAGUGGUUGCAUAUAUAUUCUAUAUAUAUAUAUAUAUAUAUAUAUAUAUAUAUAUAUAUAUAUAUAUAUAUAUAUAUAUAUAUAUUCCUAUGUAGUAUAGAAUUAUAAUAUUGGGAGACUUCAAUAUCUAGGACUCACACUUCAGAGGACAGUGGUUGGAAAAAUAUGUUUGUGUUCAACAACCCUACAGGUGUUUUAAAUUGGGCAAGUCCCUUUUUCAGACUGAGCAUUUGCUGCCAUUCAAUGAACCCUGGAAGACAAGCUUAAAUUUGUAGUGCUGUUGGGCAAUUAGUCACCUUGCACCCUGUUUCUGCAUGAAAGUGUGAAAUCCAGCUCUACAUGUGAUCAAUCAUGUUGUAAUCUUCUUUUCUAAUGUAGUGAUCACCCUGUUUUUGUUUUGUUGUUUCCAUUUUGAAGUCCUGGCAGACAUGCUUGUUUUGCUCAGGUGAUCGCUAAACAAAAUGUGCUUCAUCAAAGUCAUCGGAACCCUUUUCAAUUGCCCCAAAUGCUUUUCUUUAUUUUUUAUUUAUUUUUUGUACUAUGUUUCUGUUUAGCAUCACAUGGUUUUGCCAGGUUUAAAAUAUAGUUUCUCUUGUGAUAAUGUGUGAAAUUAAAUUGUAUAUGCCCCAUCAGCUGCCACGAGACUCUCUAUUGACCGAUUCAGCAUAACUUAUUAAACAUCAAUGAAAAAUGAAA
Polyodon spathula (Mississippi paddlefish) is the source of this 4164-nucleotide messenger RNA. Its product is annotated as CBP80/20-dependent translation initiation factor-like. Gene Ontology annotation, biological process: regulation of translational initiation. Gene Ontology annotation, cellular component: cytosol. NCBI's taxonomy places the organism in Eukaryota, Metazoa, Chordata, Actinopteri, Acipenseriformes, Polyodontidae. The coding region runs from base 195 to 2255 and encodes 686 amino acids. The record is from RefSeq and is a predicted model, not a curated record. The transcript has 14 exons. Gene Ontology annotation, molecular function: protein binding; RNA binding; translation activator activity.